Molecule: messenger RNA, 1587 nt
Organism: Plasmopara halstedii
Lineage: Eukaryota; Oomycota; Peronosporomycetes; Peronosporales; Peronosporaceae
Product: protein
Exons: 1
Coding region: 1-1587 (528 amino acids)
Source: RefSeq, a predicted model, not a curated record
AUGGCUCCACGAACAUCACACCAGCGCAACAUUGACGAGAUCAACCGUCUCGACGGCUACGAUAUAAUUAUCGUGUGUACGUCCACUCCACAUCAGGCGCAAUAUUGGCAGGAUCGCCUUAUGGCCACGCGUGGCUCAAUCUCCCCAAAGUAUGCCAAGGUCAUCGCCGUAUAUGAAGACUGGGAUGGUGGCGCUGGCAACGGCCUCGGUACUCUUUACGCGUAUAAUAAAGCUCUCGCUGCUGCUAAAAAACUUUAUGGCAUCGAUGUACCGACGCUUCUUGCCGACGGCAGGAUAAGUGUCGCGCUGUACCAUACUGCUGGCAAGGGCACGCGUCUUGCGCCACUUCCAGGCAGUGAAAAUAACAACAAAUCUGGCGUGAAGUUACCGGCUAUGGUGGAGGUGACGGGGAAACAUGUACCUAUGACAAUCCUUGAGGCUGUUGUAAAGCAGACUGGUGUGUAUGCCUCAAGCCGUCGCGGACGUCUGUCUGUUUUUUGGGGCGACCAAGUGUUUAUUCCGUCGGCUGAAGUUAAGUAUAACGCGAAUCAUCACAUUGAUAUUUUAGCAGCACUUGCUCCUAUGCCCACGGAAAAAGAAUGGAAAGAAAAGGGUCUUGAAAAGUAUGGUCUAAUUGCAGUCAACCAGCAAGAUAGUGCUGCUCAGGUUGACAAAGUCACUCACGAGACUGCCAUUCGUCUGCUGGCUUCAUUUGGCGAGGUGAAAUCGGUGGGCACUAGUUUGGGAUCUUUUAGUGUGGACUCUGACAUGCUUCAGGCGUUGCUUACUGAAUUUUCCAAGGAAUUAGCUGCCAAAAGUGGGAAGCUCGAUAGCGACCCACACUUUUGGAUGCCGCUCACGCUCGAGCUAAACGCGUACACGGAAGUAAUGACGCAGAAGGGUACCGAGAUUCCAGAGGCUACUGCGCACUAUCAGCGAAUGCAGAAGAUGAUGGCAACCUUCAAGAAGAACCGAACAAAAGAACUCGGGCUCUUUGGCUGCGUAGAUGUCGGUAGCGACGUGUAUUGGUGGGACUACGGCCAAUUAAAACUUUAUUUAAAGAACAAUCGGCUAGUGACUCAACUGGGACUUGAGGCGGAUUGUUUGCGCUUAUUUCUUGGCAUUGGAAACAAUACAGAGCACAGUCAGAUUGGUGAGAAUGCGAUUAUCGACGGUGCUUUCGUGUUGAAUUGCGAAAUCGGUCACGGUGACAUCAAACACAGCGUGCUGAGUGGCGUUUGUGCGAAAGAAGUGCAUGCGGAGGGAUCAAUUCUCAUAAAUGUGACUGCGCACUCAAUUAUGGCUCCAAAUUGUGUUGUGUACAACGUCACUUCUGAUGAAGUCGAUGGACUGUGCUUGGAAGAGGGUAGCGUAGUUGUGGGCGUGCUGUUGCCAGACGGUAAGAGAAUUGUCAUGCGCUCAAGCAUGGAUGUUUGUGGUGGAAAGGCAUGGAAAACGGUGCUGCAGGAAAAUCAACAUUCGUUUGAAGCGAUUUAUGAGCUUAAUGCUGAUGCAAACGUGCAAAAGUUAGAAAAACUAAUCCAGGACGAGCAUAUUAAGAUGCGCGAAAUGGUGUUGUCUUCCUGA